UCUUUAGAAGUUUAUUCCACUUAAAGGACAGACUACUGGGCAGGACUUAUUUUCUUCUUUUCAAAGUAUUAUUUCUUCUGAGAAAAUUACAAAGUCGAAAAUGCUAUGGUGGGUCCUGAAAAGGGUCUCGUGUGGUUAUGGCGUAAAUAUGAAAGUUUUCCGUAAAUUCUCUGUUACGAUUGCAUUAUCCAUCAGCAAGCAUUAUGAGAACGUUUUCUAA
Messenger RNA from Acanthoscelides obtectus, 220 nucleotides. Lineage: Eukaryota; Metazoa; Arthropoda; Insecta; Coleoptera; Chrysomelidae. The record is from the annotation of a GenBank genome assembly.